This is a messenger RNA of Rhododendron vialii, 1717 nucleotides long. RefSeq lists its product as uncharacterized. Lineage: Eukaryota; Viridiplantae; Streptophyta; Magnoliopsida; Ericales; Ericaceae. The coding region runs from base 119 to 1510 and encodes 463 amino acids. The record is from RefSeq and is a predicted model, not a curated record. The transcript has 10 exons. Gene Ontology annotation, cellular component: cytoplasm.
ACACAGAUAAGCCUAAACCCCGGCCCACCAUACCCCUCUCUCUAUAGAAAGAUCUUCUAAAACCCCAAACCUCCAUUACCCACCACCCAACGGCCAACACGCAUAGAGAUCUCCGGCCAUGGCUUCAAUCUCACUAGACAUAGCCGCCGCCGCCUUCGUCGGACUAGCCAAGUGCCACUCGAAAUACCCAACUUGCAGCAGGGUUAGAACCUCGGUUUUGCCCCUUUUAUGGAGGCCCAAAUGCCACCACACCGCUCUGAAUUUCCGUUCCAUCUCUACGCAACCCAGAAUCCUCUCCAUCGAAAUGCCCAAAUCGAGGCGAUUCUCUCGUAGGUUCACGGCCGCUGCCGCCCCGGCGCAGGCGGAGAGUUCCGACGUUUCGACCAAGCUGCCGACCGAUGAUAGAAUCCCUGCUACUGUGAUAACUGGCUUCCUGGGUUCUGGAAAGACUACUUUAUUAAACCAUAUAUUAACCGCGGAUCAUGGGAAACGCAUUGCGGUGAUCGAGAAUGAGUAUGGUGAAGUAGACAUAGACGGUUCUUUAGUUGCAUCUAAAACUACGGGGGCUGAGGACAUAAUGAUGCUCAAUAACGGGUGUCUUUGUUGCACAGUGAGAGGUGAUCUUGUCAGGAUGAUUGUUGAAUUAGUCAAUAAAAAGAAAGGAAAAUUCGACCACAUAGUCAUUGAGACUACAGGAUUGGCAAAUCCGGCACCAAUCAUUCAGACUUUUUAUGCAGAGGAUCAGAUUUUUAAUGACGUUAAGCUAGAUGGUGUAGUCACUUUGGUUGAUGCUAAACAUGCUAACAUUCACCUGGAUGAUGUUAAGCCAAAAGGAGUGGUCAAUGAAGCUGUAGAGCAAAUUGCAUAUGCUGACCGUAUAAUAGUCAAUAAGACCGAUCUUGUUGGCGAGCCACAAGUUGCUUCUUUGAUUCAGCGGAUAAGGAGCAUAAAUGGUCUGGCUAAUUUGAAGCGAACCCAGUUUGGGAAAGUUGAUUUGGAUUAUGUUCUUGGGAUUGGAGGCUUUGAUUUGGAAAGAAUUGAAAGUGCUGUCAACGCUGAAGAUUCAAAGGAAGAUCAUGCUAGUCACAGCCAUGAUCACGAGCAGGAUCACGAUCAUGAUCACGAGCACGAUCAUGAUCACGAUCACCAUCAUCAUCAUGACCACAAACAUGAGCACCAUGAUGAUCGCCAUUCCCAUGAUCACACUCACGAUCCUGGCGUUUCUUCAGUCAGCAUUGUUUGUGAAGGGAGCUUAGACCUUGAGAAGGCUAAUAUGUGGCUGGGUACAUUGUUGAUGGAACGGAGUGAUGACAUUUAUCGCAUGAAAGGUCUCCUAUCCGUCGAGGGUAUGAAAGAGAGAUUUGUCUUUCAGGGAGUUCAUGAUAUAUUCCAAGGUUCACCUGAUCGGUUGUGGAACGCAGACGAACAAAGAACAAACAAGAUUGUGUUCAUAGGAAAGAACUUGAAUGCACAGGAAUUGGAGAAGGGUUUCAAGGCUUGUUUAGUCUGAUGACACCAUCGAGCAAUUAGUCAUUGGUGAUUUUCGUCAAGCGUGAUGAGCUGAGUUAUAUUGUAGAAACAAAUCUUGGUCGAAGCCUAUCUUUGUUCAAUAGGUACAACUUGCUCAUUGUAAAACUUCAUAUGGAUUUGACACUCGUUUUGUCUUUAAAUGGCUAUUUGAGUGGUACUUGCUGUGAUUUUGGGCAAGUCUUUUGUA